AUGCAGCCAACGCCAGCACCGUCGUCAGCACCUGGUUCCCCUCAACGAACCCAAGCUGAACCGGAAAUGGAAACACCCUCAUAUCCACAACCUCCACAGAACGUAGGGACUGCACCAUUUAGCGUCCUGGUCAAACUCUUUGAGAAACUUGCCACGGAACGGAAACAAGAAAGACGAAGAAAACUUCUGGAUGCAUGGUUUAGACACUGGCGAAGGGAGAAGGGCUUUGACCUUUACCCAGUUCUUCGGCUGUUACUACCACAAAAAGACAGAGACCGCGCUGUGUAUGGGUUGAAGGAGAAGAACUUGGCGAAGACCUACAUCAAACUCAUCCCUCUUGGAAUGCGCGACCCAGAUGCGAUCCGCCUCCUGAACUGGAAAAAGCCAACUGAACGCGACGUACUGUGCGAGGUCGUCUCCAAGCGGUCGUCUGUGAUCGAAGGGACUUUGACUAUCGACGAACUUAAUGAGAUCUUGGACGAUAUAGCUAAGAACAUGGGCAAAUCGGAUGUGCAGUCGAAGAUUCUGAGGAGGAUAUACAACAAUUCGACGGCGGAUGAGCAACGGUGGAUCAUCCGUAUUAUUCUGAAGGAUAUGAACAUCUCCGUCAAGGAGACCACAGUGUUUGCAGUCUUCCAUCCCGAUGCACAAGAUCUUUACAACACCUGCUCGGACCUGAAGAAAGUCGCAUGGGAACUUUGGGAUCCUUCGCGCCGGCUUAAUGCGAAGGACAAAGAAAUCCAAAUCUUUCAUGCAUUCGCUCCUAUGUUGUGCAAACGGCCGACUAGAAAGAUAGAAGAGACAGUCAAAGCGAUGGGUGGAUCCAAAUUUAUCAUUGAGGAGAAGCUCGAUGGUGAACGAAUGCAGCUCCAUAAGCGAGGCAAUGAAUACUUCUACUGCUCACGGAAAGGCAAAGACUAUACUUAUCUUUAUGGAAAGCACAUCGGUGCUGGAAGUUUAACACCUUUUAUCGACUCUGCUUUCGACUCAAGAAUUGAUGAUAUCAUCCUUGAUGGAGAGAUGCUUGUCUGGGACCCCGUCUCUGAAAGAAACCUUCCAUUCGGAACAUUGAAGACCGCCGCACUUGGUAGGUCCAAGAAAGAGAACAACCCCCGACCCUGCUUCAAAGUAUUCGACUUGCUAUAUCUGAACGGAAUGUCCCUUCUCGACAAGACGGUGAAAUUUCGUAAGAACAACCUGCGACACUGCAUCAAACCAAUCCCUGGCCGGAUUGAAUUUGUUGAGGAGUACCAAGGCGAAACCGCAAAUGACAUCCGGAAGCGAAUGGAGCAAGUCAUGGAGAAUAGAGGAGAAGGCCUCGUCAUCAAGCAUCCCAAGGCAAAAUAUAUCUUGAAUGGGAGAAACACCGAUUGGAUCAAGGUCAAGCCGGAGUAUAUGGAUAAUAUGGGUGAAACGGUAGAUGUACUCGUCGUUGCCGGAAACUACGGCAGUGGGAAGAGGGGUGGUGGCGUGUCAACUUUGAUUUGUGCCGUCAUGGACGACCGUCGUCCAGACUCGGACGAUGAGCCCAACAGUUUUGUACGUAUCGGCACGGGACUGUCGUUUGCCGACUACGUCUGGGUGAGGAGCAAACCGUGGAAGGUCUGGGACCCUAAGAAUCCUCCCGAGUUUUUGCAGACUGCGAAGAAAGGUCAGGAGGACAAGGGUGACGUUUAUCUGGAACCAGAAGAGUCCGUAGGCUUAAUUUAUCGGAUACACUCUGAUGCUAAUGGUGGUUCUCUUUACUGUGUACGCAGUUCCUUCAUUCUGAAAGUCAAGGCAGCGGAAAUUACCCCUUCAGACCAAUACCACAUGGGAUUUACUAUGAGGUUCCCCCGUGCAUUGGCUAUCCGGGAUGAUUUAUCUAUCGCGGAUUGCAUGACAGCGACCGGCAAGUAUCCCGUAUUGGCAGGGAUCAGGAUAACUACAAAGAAACGGAAGACAACAGUAAAGAAGGUCGCACUGUUGCCCGAAUACUCUGGGCCCAACCUGAAGAAAGUCGCUGUCAAAACUGAUAUAUUCAACGGCAUGAAGUUUGUCGUCUUCUCAGAUCCCAAGUCACGAACAGGAGAAGCAGACAAGAAGGAGCUCAUGAAAACGAUUCAUGCAAAUGGUGGAACCUGCUCUCAGAUAGUCAAUAAGAAUUCCGAGGCGAUUGUCAUUUAUGGAGGCUCAAUAACUCCAUAUGACCUGAAGUUGGUGAUUGAUAAAGGGAUCCACGAUGUUAUCAAGCCAUCGUGGAUCACAGAUUCUGUGACCCUAGGAGAGCCAGCACCCUUCAAAAAGAAGUACUUCUUCCACGCCACCGAAGAACGGAAAUAUGCAGAUGAAUAUAAUGAAGAUGACGGCGAGGAAGAGGGGGCGGUACCCAGUGCAGACGAGCAAGAAAGGGACGUUAAAUCUGGGACUGUCGAGCCCGGGUCUGAGACGGAAGACGAAGACGAAGAGCAGGCUCCGGAAAUCAAGGAGGAACAGGAUGGGGAACUGCACGAAUGGUUAAAGGUUGAUGACCGGAAAUCACCAGCGUUGCCCGCUCAUGACGAAGAAGAUUCUGUAACGGAGGACGAUUCCGACAAUGCUGACGUCGCUGACGAGGAAGAACCUGACUUGGACGAUUGGUUCCAAGUGAAGGGGGAAACAGAAGAUGAGGGAGCUGGAGCUCUAGCAACAGCAUCAAGGCACAGAGAGACAACGCCUGACGUCGACGGAGAUGUUAAGAUGGGGGAGAGUGAAGAGGCUAUGGAUUACGAUCCGGAUGUCAUCUUCAAACACUUCUUUGAAGAAGUCGAAAAACUCAUUAAAGAUAACGGGGGCAAGAUUGUUGAUUUGGACGAGCCAAAGCUAACACACGUUGUGCUUGAUAAACGAGAUGAUAGUCGCCGGGUUGAGCUCAUGAAACGCACAUCAAAGUGA
Molecule: messenger RNA, 2913 nt
Organism: Coprinopsis cinerea okayama7#130
Lineage: Eukaryota; Fungi; Basidiomycota; Agaricomycetes; Agaricales; Psathyrellaceae
Product: DNA ligase IV
Exons: 23
Coding region: 1-2913 (970 amino acids)
Biological process (GO): DNA recombination; DNA biosynthetic process; double-strand break repair via nonhomologous end joining
Cellular component (GO): DNA ligase IV complex
Molecular function (GO): ATP binding; DNA ligase (ATP) activity; DNA binding
Source: RefSeq, a predicted model, not a curated record